This is a messenger RNA of Chelonus insularis, 1927 nucleotides long. RefSeq names its product peptidylprolyl isomerase domain and WD repeat-containing protein 1. Gene Ontology annotation, molecular function: protein binding; peptidyl-prolyl cis-trans isomerase activity. The record is from RefSeq and is a predicted model, not a curated record. The transcript is spliced from 8 exons. NCBI's taxonomy places the organism in Eukaryota, Metazoa, Arthropoda, Insecta, Hymenoptera, Braconidae. Gene Ontology annotation, biological process: protein peptidyl-prolyl isomerization. Bases 1 to 1833 code for a protein of 610 amino acids.
AUGUCAAAUACAAAACGAGAGAAUGAAAGUGAUGAUGAAUGGAUUGGUCCUAUGCCAUCAGAAGCUGCACCACCAAAAAAGAAACAAAAAGCUUUAGAAUAUGAACAAGUUUAUAUAGAUAAUUUACCUUCAUGUGAAUGUUAUGAGAAGUCUUACAUGCAUACAGAUGUCAUAACUCAUAUUGUAAUAACAAAGACCAAUUUUUUAAUAACUGCAAGUUGUAAUGGUCAUGUAAAGUUUUGGAAGAAACAGGAAGAAUUAAUUGAAUUUGUUAAACAUUUUCGUGCUCAUCAACAAGAUAUCAAAGGUUUAGCAGCAAGUUCUGAUGGAGUUUAUGCUGCUACAAUUGGUAUUGAUAAAGCCCUAAAAGUAUUUGAUGUUAUAAAUUUUGAUAUGAUCAAUAUGAUGAAAUUCGACUAUACACCAUCAUGUGUAGAAUGGAUUUAUGCUCCAGGUGAUGCUAUAUGUGCUAUUGCUAUUUCUGACCAGAAUUCUCCAAAAAUAUACAUUUAUGAUGGUCAAGGAACUAAUCAAAUUCUUCAUGUAUUUGAAAAAUUGCAUCGAAAGCCCAUUGUAGUGAUGAAGUUCAAUCCACCUUUCGAAACAUGUAUAUCGAUUGAUCAAGAUGGAAUAUUAGAAUAUUGGACAGGACCGAACAAAGAAUAUAAAUUCCCAAAAGCAGUAACUUUUGAAUCCAAAUUAGAUACUGAUUUGUAUGAAUUUGCCAAAAAUAAAACUUAUCCUUGCGGUUUAGCAUUCUCUCCAGAUGGCAAGCGAUUUGGUACUUAUAGUUAUGAUCGUAAAGUUCGAAUAUUCAACUUUUUGACUGGUAAAUUAUAUCGUAUUUUUGAUGAAUCUCUUCAAAGAUUUCAAGAAUUACAACAACAAACUCAACAACUUCCAAACAUGGAAUUUAGUAGACGAAUGGCUGUGGAACGAGAAUUGGAUAAAUCACAAAUAAAUUUAGGUAAUAUUAUUUUUGAUGACUCAGGUUACAUGGUGAUGUACAGUACCAUGUUAGGUAUAAAAAUUGUAAAUAUAUACACCAAUAAAUGCAUUAAAAUAAUGGGUAAACCAGAAAAUCUUCGUCCAAUGCAACUGACUCUUUUCCAAGGCAAAGCACGACAAACAAAUGCAGCAAUAACUGUUGAAAUGAAAGCUUCAGACAAUCCUACAUUAGAAAUGAUAAAACCAGAUCCAACGCUAUUUUGUACAGCACACAAGAAAAAUCGUUUUUACAUGUUUACACGACGAGAACCUUUAGAUACUAAGAGUACCGAAUGUGAUAGAGAUGUGUUUAAUGAAGCACCAUCAAAGGAAGAUAUUAUUGCUUCAACGGAAAUCAGUAAUAUGCAGAAAAUUUACGAUACUGCUAUUAUUCACACUGCCUUGGGAGAUAUUCAUAUAGUAUUGUUCGGCAAAGAUGUUCCUAAAACAGUGGAGAAUUUCUGUGUCCAUGCAAAAAAUGCCUAUUAUAACAGCCAUAUAUUCCAUCGAGUCAUUAAGGGUUUCAUGAUUCAAACUGGUGAUCCUACCGGAACUGGAACAGGCGGUGAGAGUAUAUGGGGUGGUGAAUUUGAAGAUGAAUUCAAGCCACAUUUAAAACAUGAUCGUCCUUAUACACUCAGCAUGGCUAAUGCUGGACCAAAUACCAAUGGGAGUCAAUUUUUCAUCACAUUAACACCUACUCCAUGGUUGGACAAUAAACAUACAGUUUUUGGACGCGUAGUUAAAGGGAUGGAAGUUGUACAAAAUAUAAGUCAAGUAAAAACCAAUCCUAAAACUGACAAGCCAUAUGAUGACAUAAGAAUAAUCAGUAUAAGUGUAAAAUAAUAUCUCUUGCAUAUUUUUUAAAUGUAUUAUAAUAAUUUUAAUUUAUUCAACAGACGGUAUGAAUAUUUUCCUAUUUUAUAAAAUAAAUCGAUGA